Dissoconium aciculare CBS 342.82 is the source of this 990-nucleotide messenger RNA. Its product is annotated as Metallo-dependent phosphatase. Gene Ontology annotation, molecular function: hydrolase activity. The transcript is spliced from 2 exons. Lineage: Eukaryota; Fungi; Ascomycota; Dothideomycetes; Mycosphaerellales; Dissoconiaceae. The record is from RefSeq and is a predicted model, not a curated record. The coding region runs from base 1 to 990 and encodes 329 amino acids.
AUGAAACUCUGGGCGAUUGCCGACAUUCACUUGUCCUUCAAGGGCAAUUGGGAAGAAUGGGCCAAAUUGCGAGCUCGACGCGAGGAAACCAGGACCGGCGAGAAGAAAUUAGCGGAUGGACUAAUCCUAGCUGGAGAUGUUGGCGAAACCAUCGAACAUGCGAGAGAAGCCUUCAGUCGAGCCAUCCAACAUUUCAAGCACGUCUUCUGGGUUCCCGGAAACCACGAACUAUACACAUCAUCAUCGCCCGCCGUCGACGAGUCCGAACGUGCUCUACGGGGUGAAGCGAAAUAUCUCAAAUGCGUCGAAGUCGCCCGGGAGUACGGUGUACUUACUCCCGAGGACGAAUUCAUGACCUGGAAUUAUGCCGAUACUGACGGCACCGCCAAGCAAGCUCUCAUCUGUCCCAUUUUCACUCUCUACGACUACUCUUUCCGUCCGGAUCAUGUUUCGCGCGAGGAAGCUCUCGAUUGGGCGCUGGAGGAAGGCAUUCAAGCUACGGACGAACAGCUCCUCCAUCCCGACCCUUACUCUACUCGCGACGCCUGGUGCACGCGGCUAGUCUCGCAAUGCGAGUUGAAGCUUGAAGUUGCCGCUACGACAGGUAUUCCGCUUGUGAUAAUCAAUCACUGGCCACUCCGCGAAGACCUUAUCUACAUCCCACGCGUGCCACGCUUCACAUUGUGGUGCGGAACAAAAGAGACACACGAUUGGCAUACACGCUUCAAUGCCAAGGUCGUAGUCACCGGUCAUCUCCACGUCCGACGUACAGAUUGGAUUGACGGCGUCCGGUUCGAAGAGGUCUCUCUUGGAUACCCGCGACAGUGGGACGAUGCAAAAACCGUCGGUAAUGACAUCAACACGAUGCUGAGAGAAAUCCUACCUGGCCCGCCGACGCCGGAGAAGGGCAAAGAGCCGCCGACGCAAUGGAGGCGGUAUGGGUCUGUCACUGAGACACAGGCGCCGGAUAGGAAAGUAGCGACUACAUAA